Messenger RNA from Puccinia triticina, 2658 nucleotides. RefSeq lists its product as uncharacterized. Gene Ontology annotation, biological process: carbohydrate metabolic process. The record is from RefSeq and is a predicted model, not a curated record. Lineage: Eukaryota; Fungi; Basidiomycota; Pucciniomycetes; Pucciniales; Pucciniaceae. Gene Ontology annotation, molecular function: hydrolase activity, hydrolyzing O-glycosyl compounds; carbohydrate binding. The transcript has 16 exons. The coding region runs from base 1 to 2658 and encodes 885 amino acids.
AUGAUAUCAUUUUCCGUCGCGGCUGCACUAUGGUGGCUUUCGAAAAUUCUCUCUGUCUCUGGAGCAGAUAAAUGCCCUUCUUACGUGCUAUCGGAGCUCAACAAAACUGUGGAUGGCUUCGACGCAUUACUCAUGUUGAAUGGUUCACCCUGCCAUACUGAUGACAUUACAUCGUUGAAAUUAAUUGUAACUUAUGAAACAGGCGAGUCUUGCUAUAAUCUGCCACCACGUAAAAACGAAAAUCUUCAUGUUCGCAUUGUGGACGCUGCCGCAAAGCGUUACGAGGUCCCAGCUCUUCUUUUCCCGCGCCCUAUCCACACCGCAAGUGAGACUUCAAACAGUCAUAAAAGCGCCCUGCUGUUUUCCUACGUUCCCUCGCCGUUUUCCUUUACUAUCUCUCGUCGAAGCACCCGGGAAGUCUUGUUCUCAACAAUCUCAUACCCUCUCAUUUACCGAAAUAAACACAUUCGGAUUACUACCCGGUUGUCUCCAAAGUCCAAUAUUUACGGCUUGGGAGAAAGCACCGACACGUUUCGGAUCAACUUGGACAGAAAUGGCACCAGGAGAACUAUGGCACGGGAUGCAUAUGGAACACAAAAGGGAACCAACUUAUAUGGGACACAUCCUAUAUACUAUGACCACAGAUCUAGUGGAACACACGGCGUUUUCCUCUUGAGCUCGAAUGGAAUGGAUAUCACUUUAACAAAGAAAUCAAUACAAUAUGACAUCAUUGGUGGUGUGCUGGACUUUUACUUUCUUGCGGGUCCCUCGCCGGUGAAGGUUGCUCAGCAAUACUCUAUGCUUGCUGGUUUGCCCGCUAUGAUACCUUACUGGUCAUUGGGUUUCCAACAAUGCAGAUAUGGAUACUCAAACUAUCUCGAAGUGGCCGAAGUAAUAGCUAAUUAUUCCAAAGCUGGAAUUCCAUUGGAGACGAUGUGGACCGACAUCGACUAUAUGUACAAACGCCGUACUUUUACCCUCGAUCAAGAUUAUUUCCCACUGGAUCGGAUGCAGGAGAUUGUGAAAUCGCUCCACAAAAAUAACCAACGUUACGUUAUGAUGGUUGAUCCAGCCAUAGCUUACCAACCUGGAGACAAAGGUGUAUUUGACCGAGGCAUGGAGGCCGACGUGUUCUUGAAAGAGAAAGACGGAAAGGUGUUCCAAGGGGUGGUCUGGGCAGGUGUCAGCGUGUAUCCCGAUUGGUUUCAUCCCAAUGCCGAAGCCUUCUGGACCAAUGAGAUCCAGAGAUUUUUUGAUCCGACGAACGGUAUUGACAUCGACGGAAUUUGGUUAGAUAUGAAUGAGCCCGCCAAUUGGGCAUUACCUUGUGCCUACCCUUGCCACAAAUCUCUGGCUCAGUCAUCUGACAACCCACCGGCGCGCAAGAGUCCUCCUCCGGCGAAAAAUGUACCUCUACCUCUCGGCAAGUUGCAUAGCCGUCGCGGAUUGGGCAACAACACCCAAUACUAUGAAGUACACAACGCUGCUGCAGAACUUGCUAAGGGCACCAUCCGCACGGACUUAGUUCAUUACAACGGAUUAACCGAAUAUGAUGUCCACAACCUCUAUGGUACUCAUAUGUCUUGGAUCACUCGCAAAGCAAUGUUGCGUCGACGAAGCAAGGUACGACCUCAAGUAGUCACCCGGUCCACCUUUGCUGGAGCAGGAGCAUAUGUUGCGCAUUGGACUGGCGAUAAUCUCUCCGAUUGGCCGCACUACCUAUCUUCAAUCACCGAAAUCAUGUCAUUUGCUGCGCUUUUUCAAGUCCCUCUGGUAGGUGCGGACGUAUGUGGCUUUGGUUAUAAUACCAACGAAGAACUCUGUGCGAGAUGGGCUUCGUUGGGGGCCUUUUAUCCAUUUUAUCGAAAUCAUAAUAUGCUUGGUAUGGCCAGUCAGGAAUUUUACCGCUGGAAUUCGGUAGCCCGCUCUGCUAGGAAUGCUAUCAAGAUCCGAUACAGCCUAUUGGAUUAUUUUUACACCCACAUGAGAAGACAGAGCUUAACUGGUGAACCUGCUUUGAAACCCCUUUGGUUUGCAUACCCCCAUGACCCUUUAACAUUUGGAAUCGAUAAACAGUUCUUCUUCGGUGAUUCUAUUUUGAUCUCCCCAGUUACUACGCCAAGAUCCAAAACAGUCAAGGCGUAUUUCCCGGAGUCUAAAUAUGUGGAAUUUUCCAGCAGGAAAACCCUAGGAGCUUCGGGAAAUGUACAAUUGAAAAACAUCCAGAUUGAUCAAAUACCCAUACACAUCAAGCCAGGCUCAAUAUUAUCGAUCCGGAAAGUGGCUACAAAUCAAACACUUGCAAUGACAACAACUGAGGUUAGGAAGAAAAGCUUUGAGAUUCUUGUGGUACCAGGAAGUUCAGGAUUUGCCAAAGGAUCACUCUAUUUGGACGAUGGAGAAUCACUGGAACCUGUGGCACAGGAAACUGCUGAUUUAGAAUUCAUCUACCAUCAGCACGUCUUGCACAUUUCAGGCUGGCUGGGUACCGGUUUAAAAGAUAUAAGCACAUCUGUCAGCCAAUGGACAUUCUUGGACGUCUCUAAUGUUAGAAAAGUCAAGGACCAGAUCGGUCUCUGCACAAGGGAAUUGGAAGCUCACUCCUGGAAUGAAGAUUUCUUUGAUUUACUGAAGCUCUGCUUGUCUUCUAGUAAAUAA